Aspergillus melleus is the source of this 219-nucleotide messenger RNA. RefSeq lists its product as uncharacterized. The record is from RefSeq and is a predicted model, not a curated record. The transcript has a single exon. NCBI's taxonomy places the organism in Eukaryota, Fungi, Ascomycota, Eurotiomycetes, Eurotiales, Aspergillaceae. The coding region runs from base 1 to 219 and encodes 72 amino acids. Gene Ontology annotation, molecular function: zinc ion binding.
AUGGCUCCCCGUAAGCCCCGCUGCAACUUCAAGGAGUGCAAGGAAGCCGCCCAGCGCAUCGUCGGCGACUGCAGCUUCUGCCACGGCCAUUUUUGCUCCAAGCAUCGCAUGCUCGAGGCCCACUCCUGCACCGGUCUGGAAGACUGCAAGAAGGAAUCCCACGCUCGCAACGCCGACAAGCUCAACAACGAACGCACCCAGGUCAUUAAGGGUGUAUGA